AUGGAGAGUGACGGCGAGGCAUGGUGGGAGCUCGACAUGGACGAGGUGGGCCUCGGCACCGACGGCGUGCCGCUCCAGAGCCUCGAGGCGGCUGUGGUGCCGCCGCCGCGCUGGCCAUUCAACCAGGCGAGUGGCUACGGCGCGCCGCUCGACUGCGCCGCGCGCUGCCGCGGUGGCGACCACGCGAGCGUGUGCGCGCUGCUCGCGCACUCGCCACGCCUGCUGGUGGCGCUCGGGCCGUGUGGACUGCUCAGCCUCGCGUCACGGCUGCUGCGGCAGUUGGUGGUGUACGAUGUUCCCGGCAUGCCGCUCGUGCGCGUUGGCGCCGCGCCGCGCCGAGUCGAGCGUGGUUCCGCGACGCGCUACUUUGGCGACGGCGGGUACGUGAUGGUAUCGCCGCGCGGCUGCGAGGUUUGCUACUCGUACGGCGUCUCGCAGGAGGUGAGCUUCGACGCCGAGCUGGUGACGCAGCAUGGGUUGAGGCUGGUGCGCCAAUUCGAUAUGACGCUCGGCGGUGCCUACACGCCGCCGCUGCCGCAGUUCACCUUCUACGACGAGGGCCUCGGUGCGUCGCGCGACGCCGCGGCGCGCCUCGACACGCUCGAGAGCCACGUGCGCCGCUUCGGCGAGCUCGACGUGCGAAAGGUCCUGCAGUGCGACGUGGAGGGCGCAGAGUGGGAGGCGCUGUGGGCGUGCCCGGGCGCCGUGCUCGAUUCAUUCGAUCACCUGGUCAUCGAGUUUCACGGGCUGGAUGAGCUGGCCUCCAUGGGCUUCCACGCGGCGCUGCUCGAGAAGCUCAAUGUUCACUUCGUCGUCGUGCACGUCCACGUCAACAACCACGGGCUCGACGUUGAUGCUGACGCCGCCGCGCAAAAGUUCACCGAAGUGCUCGGCACGCUCGUGCCACGCACGCUCGAGGUGAGCUACCUCAGUCGCCGCCUCGUCCCCGAUGCCGCGCGCGUUGCGAGGGCGGCCAAGGCGUUCCCGACGCCGCUUGACUAUCCAAAUGUGCACGCGCCGGACGUGAUGCUCAACGAGAGCGGCCCCCUCAGCCUCACCAGCAGCGGGGAGCACGGUCGGAAGGGCGCUUCUGUCGCUUUCGGCAACACCGAGGCUUUCUAUCGGAACAUGGGUGGCGGGCGGCGAUCGCCGCAUACCGUCCUAUGGCGGCGAGUACCGCGCUACGCCAGGGAGGACAAGGACGUCGACGUGCAGCUGCAGCUGCUGUUCGAGUCGUUCGGUGGGUUCGGGAAGGGGGUCGGCGAGAUCCUCCGGAAGGCGGCGGACGUGCUACAGAACAAGCUGACGCGGGCCCAGUACCUCGAUGAGGUGACUUGGACCACUAAGAAUUGGCUGGGGCUGCAGAAGCAGCGUAUCUCAGUCGUUCUUCACACGGCAAUCGCGGAGCAGGUUGUGAACGAGCUUGCCUGUGGCGGGGGUGGGCGGGUGCACGGAGCUAAGUGCCUCGCCACCCUCGCAGGAGUCGCUUAG
Emiliania huxleyi CCMP1516 is the source of this 1491-nucleotide messenger RNA. RefSeq lists its product as hypothetical. Lineage: Eukaryota; Haptophyta; Isochrysidales; Noelaerhabdaceae. The transcript is spliced from 3 exons. The coding region runs from base 1 to 1491 and encodes 496 amino acids. The record is from RefSeq and is a predicted model, not a curated record.